Gongylonema pulchrum is the source of this 183-nucleotide messenger RNA. NCBI's taxonomy places the organism in Eukaryota, Metazoa, Nematoda, Chromadorea, Rhabditida, Gongylonematidae. The record is from the annotation of a GenBank genome assembly.
ACUUCGGCAACAAGCUCGGUAGCUACAAAAAUCGUGAACAAAAUAUCGUUGGAAUCGGAAUCAGUUCAAGACGAACAGAUACUUGCAACGCCGAUCGAUCUCCGAACGCAUUCACCAAAACUUAUGAUGGCUGCAGAAUCCAGAAAACCGAUGGCGGUAAUAUUGCUAUUUGUUCUUUCUUAG